UUUUGCAUGAUUUGCUAAGUUACUGUGUCCCGUAUUUUACAUUGGUGAUUUGGAAUUCAGAUUUAUUUGAAAUUUUUAAAACAAAUGAGAAAUGUCUUUCAUUCGGACACUUUGGAAAUGUAAUUUUGGUCCUCGACUUUUCAAAGUUUAUGAAAUAACUUGGAUCGGACGUUUAGUAGAAAAAUCAUAUGAGCCUAAUAGUUUAGAACGCUGGGGCGAUCAAAUCGUAAUUUGCUUUGCAGCAAUUUGGUCUAUAAGUCUCUAUACAAUUCCAUUAGUGGCUAUCUUUUUCUAUCAACAUAGUAUUUCUAUAACUGAGAAUAUUUCUUCUUUGAGUAAAUUAGCAGCUGGUGCUAGUGCAAUUUUCAUUGCAGCAUUAACUGCUCGAGGUUGUUCUAGAGCCACUAAUCCAGUAUAUUUAAAAUUCUUAAAAACACUCAAUGAAGCAAAUGCACAUUAUAAUGCAGAAACAAAGCAAGAACUUGAUAAAUAUGAAUUUGAGUUUUGGGCAAGACCUAUAGAUUUUAAGAUUAACGAUAUAGAAAGAGAUGCAACUAGAGAAAAGUUGACUUUAGAAAAAAUUGCAGCCUCUAGUGGCCGCAUAAAAAGGCAAACUGGUAAAGAAUAUAUAUUUACGUUGCCUUGUAAGUUUUUAUCAUAUAUUGUAGCUCACACUUUUGCUAUUAAGAUGAUAUAUCCUGGAAGUGUAUCUGUUCUUAAUUGGAUAUUUCGAUCUACACUUUUACAAGGAAGAAUACAUCUAAUAAAGCAUGGUGGGGAAAGGUACAAAUUGUUAACUGCAGAUAAAAAUGAAAUUGACACUAUAUUUAUUGACCAACGUAACAAAACAACAAAUGGCAAUGUAUUAGUUAUUACUUGUGAAGGAAAUUGUGGAUUUUAUGAAACUGGUAUUAAAUCAACUCCAAUGAAUAAAGGAUAUUCCAUAUUGGGUUGGAAUCAUCCAGGAUUUGGUUGUAGUACUGGUGCGCCGUAUCCUCUCCAAGAAGAAAAUGCUAUCGAUUGUGUAAUGCGUUUUGCGAUCGAUUACUUAACAUUUCCUGAGGAACAAAUAAUUCUUUAUGGUUGGAGCAUUGGUGGAUAUACUGCGACAUGGGCUGCUAUGAAUUAUCCUUCUAUACAAAGUUUGGUAUUAGAUGCUACAUUUGAUGAUGUACUUCCAUUAGCUAUUAUGACCAUGUCUUCAUCAUUAGAGGGUUUAGUACGGAACAUUAUUAGGGAUCACUUUAAUUUGAAUAUUGCUGAACAAUUAAAUAGAUACAAUGGCACAGUAUUGCUUAUACGAAGAACAGAAGAUGAAGUAGUGUGUACACCUAGUGGUAAUAGCUUAUCAGGAAAUCGAGGUAACAUGUUGCUUACAAAAUUUUUAAUACGACGUUAUCCAGAACUUUUUGCGGAAAAUUCAGAAUGUGCUGCGCUUUUAGCGAGAUUUUUGUCUGCAGAUAUAUCUACUAGAAAAUCAAUAAUUGAAACAUUGAACGUUGAUGAAAAACAAUGUUUAAAUUUUGUUGCAAAGGAUAUAGAAAAGAAUAAUGGUAUUAUAAAUUAUCCUUCUAUGCUUGGUCAAGACUGUGAUUCUAAAAUAAAACAACAAAUCAUUCUAUUUCUGGCAACAAUGUAUAUGAAGGAUCAACCAUCAUCACAUUGUACACCGUUAGCAGUGGAUUUGUUUCAGCCUGGUUGGAAUCCUACGACUGCAAUGUCCAUAACAGAAUGAAAGUUCUGUGAUAUAUAAUUGACUAAGAGCUUCAUUCAAGAUUCUUAUUCUUAUGAUAAUAGGAACUCUUAAGAGUCAUAAUAAUUUUCGAUGCAUUUUACAUUAAGUUUUACUAAUAAGUGUUAUUUAUUCUAUAUGAAUUUCAGUCUAUUUUUUCAAAAUGAUACAAAUAUUAUCAAUUCUAAAUUGAUAAAAACAUUACUUUUAAUUAUAAUUUUUAUAUCCAUUAACUAAAGUUCUAGUCUAUUAUAAUUUCGGUAUUUUAUAAUUUGGAAAUUUGUAUCUUCAUUAACAAUAUGCACAAUAAUAUAAUUGUUUAUAUAUAAACAAAA
Molecule: messenger RNA, 2067 nt
Organism: Apis cerana (Asiatic honeybee)
Lineage: Eukaryota; Metazoa; Arthropoda; Insecta; Hymenoptera; Apidae
Product: phosphatidylserine lipase ABHD16A
Biological process (GO): phosphatidylserine catabolic process; monoacylglycerol catabolic process
Cellular component (GO): endomembrane system
Molecular function (GO): glycerophospholipase activity; monoacylglycerol lipase activity
Source: RefSeq, a predicted model, not a curated record